AUGUCACCCGCAACUUCGUCGAAGGAUGCUCCUGGUCAUGGUCGAGAACAACUCUUCCUGGGCGAACAGUGGUGGGCUUCACGGUGGUCAUGGCUGAAAGGACGAGGCUAUACGCUACGUCCUCGUUACCACCCCAAUUGGAAGCCGUCAUGGAAAGUUGGGAAAGUCGAUGCGAGAAAGUACGAAGAUGGGCAGCUCCCCAAUUUCAACUCCAAUAUCAUGGACGCCACUGCUCGCGAUGGGACUUUCGUUACCCUGAAACGCAUUGACCUCACUCGGCACCCUCAAGAGGUCGAGAUCUCCGUCAUGUUAUCUUCACCUGAACUCGCGAAAGACCCUCGCAAUCAUUCCGUGCGAAUCACCGAAGUCCUAGAGGAUGUGCCGGACGCAUCUGAUACGGCGAUACUCGUUAUGCCCCUCCUCAGCAAGAUCGACGCGCCCUUUGUUGAGACCAUAGGAGAGUUCGUUGCGUUCUAUACGCAAAUCCUUGAAGGUCUCCAAUUCAUACACGAACGUCAUAUCGCUCACUGUGACUUCUAUGGGACCAAUGUCAUGAUGGACUCCGGACCGUUGUAUCCCGUUCCAUUUCAUCCACGCAAAGUUACUCGUCGCCGCGAUUGGAAGGGCAAGGUUCGACCGUACACCCGUACAGAGCGGCCUGUCAAGUACUACAUCAUCGAUUAUGGACUCUCGCAUCGAUUCAAACCAGACGAACCAGCCCCUCUCAUCGUACCGAUCAUUCCCGGCGACAAGUCCGUGCCCGAGCAUCAAGGCAUGAAGGAGUUCGAGGCUUCCGACCCCUUUGCGACGGAUAUAUACACUGCUGGUAACCUCGUGAAUGAAUGGUUUGUCAAACGCGCUGCGGGGUUCGACUUUAUGCGGCCUCUUAUCUCUGACAUGACGCAGGACGACCCCGCUAAGCGUCCGAAGAUCGACGAAGUCGUUCGUCGCUUCUCCGAACUGCGUGCGUCGCUGGAUACAAAACAGCUGCGUUCGCGUGUCAGGGAUAAGUGGACCAUCUACCCGUCCUUCGCAGGUCUACGUUUCUGGAUGCGCAAGAUGAACUUCACGCUCUCCGGGACCCCGCCUAUACCCGACCCCCGUACCUGA
Peniophora sp. CBMAI 1063 is the source of this 1110-nucleotide messenger RNA. Lineage: Eukaryota; Fungi; Basidiomycota; Agaricomycetes; Russulales; Peniophoraceae. The record is from the annotation of a GenBank genome assembly.